This is a messenger RNA of Thermothielavioides terrestris NRRL 8126, 2104 nucleotides long. RefSeq lists its product as uncharacterized. The record is from RefSeq and is a predicted model, not a curated record. The transcript is spliced from 2 exons. The coding region runs from base 106 to 1887 and encodes 593 amino acids. Lineage: Eukaryota; Fungi; Ascomycota; Sordariomycetes; Sordariales; Chaetomiaceae.
UGCCGGUUAGAGUACUCUACAGGACGUACUUCCAGUGUCAAUUUUCUGUAGUCUACUCCGACAUCCGCUCGGGUGUUUUGCUAUCUUCCGGGUCCCCUGCUUUCGAUGGGCAUUCCCCAGUUCAAACGGCACCUGGAGCCCUACACGCAGAGGGCAGCCAUUGAGCCUGGCGACGUUGUCCUCGACGGACCGGCUCUGGCGUAUCACGUUCUCGCCCUGUGCUCGAGGGCAACGCGCAAGACCAGCCCGUUUGAGCAGCCAUCGUACGAGCUGCUGGGGAAAGUCGCUGUGGCCUGGCUUGAGAAAAUCCAGGCAUGUGGUCUUUCCGUUGUGGCAAUCUACUUCGACGGUUACCUCCCGGACUCGAAACGGGCCGAGCGGAUCCAAAGGCUCAUCAAGUCAUCACGGGAUCUGAUAAAGUAUCACUCAGCCUUUCUCGCGGGAGUACCCCCGAGUAAUCCGCACCACGCAGUCGACGGCGUCGUCGACUUGUUUCCCAACGCUUGGCCAGGAGAAAAGAAGGCGAAGCCGCCGCCACCUCCCUUCCUCGUCCCGGCGGUUAUUGAUGCUUUGAGAGAAUCGCCCAAGUUCGGCCCACGGGUCGAAUUGGUCCCCGGGGAAGCCGACGGCUUCUGUGCUGACCAUGUUCGGCGCCACGGCGGUACGAUACUGACAUCAGACUCGGACCUGCUGGUGCAUGAUCUCGGCGAAGCUGGGGCCGUUGUCUUCUUUGCAGACGUGGACGCCGAUCCACAGACAGAAAGACUGAUUGCCCCGCAAUACCAGUCUAGGACUCUCUGCAGACGGCUAUCAAUUCAAGCCGAGACUGGACUCCAGCGUAUCGCGUUCGAGGUCAGCAGAGACCCUCACUUGACUCUCCAGCAGGCUGUGGAGAGGGCCAAGAAGAGUGGGCCGUCCUCUGCAUUCCCGGAGGAGUACUCCGACUUUAUCAAGCAAUAUCAUUCCCCGGAGGUGUCACCGAAUCUCAAGACAGACUGGGUCGUAGCCUUGGAUCCACGGGUAUCCGAGAUCGUCCUCCGAUCUCUCGCAGGAUUGGAGAUCGCAACUGGCGUUUCAGAACCGGGCUCUCAGGUCGGCAACGGACUCGAAGUCUACCUUCCUUUCCUGCUCGACUGCCCAUCACGGACCAGCGCGUGGGAGGCGAGCAAGCCCCUGAGACAGUUGGCUUACGCGCUCUUGCUGUCCAACUACGGCAGCAGCAUACCGUCCAUAUCGGAGAUGAGGCGCAUGCAAUCGAUAUCUUCGGGGACGCAAGUUGAUGUUCCAGGGCCUGCUCAGGUUGACGAACUCGGCAAUUCGCUGCUCGCCCUGCUCUCGAAACUCGAGGCGGGUGUGAGCAAAGCUGAGCUUAUCUGGCCGCUUCUGUCCAUCUAUCAUGACAUCGUCAUGACCUUGAACCGUGCAAGGGGCUACCCCCUCAGUCUUGACAUUCUGGACCAGGAAGCUAGGGGAACACUGGAUGAACGUUCUUGGGAGUUCAUCCAUUUCCUCGCGCAGACGCAAGCCGUUUGCUACUCGCUGAGGAUGCUCCUCCAGAUACUUCAAUUCUCAGCGCGAUCUACUGGAACUCUGUCAGCAACAAUGUCGGCGCUUGCCAAACUCCUCUCCCGGCUUCCUUCACUAGCAGACUUCCCUUCGCCAAGAACUUUCGCAGAGACACUCAGAGUGCUGAGGGAGGCAGAGGGUCUCUCAUGCCUGCGGAGCCUUUGCGCAGAUUACAAAGAUAUCAUCCAGCAUAUACAGGCUAUCGGGAAGCCGAAGAACAUUCCAAGGUCCAAGAAAAACAGAUCCACGACAUCUGCAGAGGUGCAAACAAGAUCUCGUUCGACAAAUCCAUUUGAUCUCCUAGCGAGCAGCGGGGAGUAGGCGCCACCUCCGGCAGGAUGUGGAGGAAAUUGCAGUCAAUAAAAGGUUCAAGACCAGAGUCAAACGACAGUACUCAUUCCCACCUCCGUGUCCUCUCCAUCUGAUACCACUGCACGUUGUUGACAGCCCCUGACCCCUUUCCCAAGACCCAGCGAAGAAUACCAAGGGUUAGGGUCAAAGCGCAUCCCCUGCCCCAGGUCCUUAUCGCUAACUUAUC